GUGGGACGCGCGGAGCUGAGCGGCGCCCAGAGCCCCGGAGCGGGCAGCGAUGCUCCGAGCGCCGAGCCGCCGCAGGCGGGGCUCCUUUAACGGCCGCUUACCUCAGCCGAGCGGGACGACCCUCAGCCGGGAGCCGUUUGGCUGCUGGCAGCAGCGGUAAACGCAGCUCCUGAUCUCGGUGCUACGUGCAGCCUCCAAUAAGCCCGUUUUUACUUCGGGGCGUAACGCGACGGCGCUGCGCGCUCCCCGUUGUGCCGGUAAGGCGGCGGCGGCGGGCGGGAGGACGGCGCUUCCAUAGCGAUGCGCUGCUGUGCGAGGGGUGCGUGAGGAGCUGCUGGGUUUGACUCAGGCUUUUGGGGCACGGUUUUGCUGGCAGCGAAGCCCGAAGGAUGUUUACCCAGUCAAAGUGGCAAUUUCAGUUUAUUGGAAGGCAGAGCGUUUAUCUGAAGAACCGUGGGGCUGCGAUUGCUCAUCCCGGCACUUACGACUCACCUACAGACUUGGCUGCUGUCAGCGUGUUGGUGUGAAGCUGAGGUGCUGCAGCAAAACGUUUCCAUCCGAAGAACCCGAGGAUUCAUACCCGUUUGUACGAACCUAUAGGAAAAUCUCGGUUCGGGUCAGUGGAAGAGAACCCACGUCCUCAAUAACGGGAGUGCUGCCUCCUCCUACCAUCUGCACUGUGGACAUCGGAUCUGGAUUCUCAGCAGGGUUUCCCUGCACUCCAUCUCUCCUCGCUGUUCAUUGGUGUGUCCUUAACUCCAUCUCCUUGGUACUCUCACAGCUGUAGGCUGCCCCAUCCGAAUGUGUGCCACAGCAGUUUGCCACUGGAGAGGUGAGAGCAAUCCACCUGCAAAAGGAACUGGUAAAAGGUGAUCAUUUCUGUGUAGGGAACAAAAUGCAAUUUGCAUGGAUUGUACCUGCCACAAUUUGUUUGCUGAUGUACUUCACAGCAGAAGCAUGCAGUAAAGGAAACGUGUCUGCCAGCAAACUUCCCCACAGUGUUGCAGAAGUAUGUGAAAAAGGAAACAUGACUGCUAACACUGCUGCUCAUGUCCAGCCUGGAACCAACGUUGCCCUCUCCUGCCAGCUAAAACAACUGAAAUACAGCGAGCAGUGCAAGAUAGCUCUUUUCUUUAACGGUUCUGAACUGACAAGCAGUUAUGGCACUUCAGUAAGCAACACGUUUCCAGUCAAUACGUAUGGCAAACACAUGUUUACCUGCAAAAUCGAUUGUGAAUACAAGAAAAAACUCAUUUGUGGAAUUGAUAUCGAAUCUGGAAACCCUCCAGAUCAGCCAAGAAAUGUGUCGUGUAUCCAGUAUGGGACAGAUGGCAACCUUACCUGCACCUGGGCCAAAGGAAGGUUUACACACAUGAACACUACAUAUGUGAUACAGCUAUCAGAUGGGACUGACACCUUGUGCUUUUCAGAAGAAAGUCUGAGUAACAACUUCGGCUCGCUGGUUCUGAGCACAAAGUUGAAUUUUGAAUCUACUUACAGACUUGUGGUUGUCGCCUCCAACAAACUAGGAAGUGCUUUUUCACAGCCACUUAUGUUCAUGCUAAUAGACAUAGUGAAACCACAUCCUCCAAACUUUUUAGUGGAAUUUGAAAAUUCUGCAACAAAUUGCACGUUGUUCUGGCGCAGUGAAGUCCAAGGGCAGCACUGCAGAGUGAGAUACCGUCCAGUUAGCAGUUCCACCUGGAACAUGGUUGAAAGUUUAGAGAGUGAAAAAUGCAAUCUUCAUGGCCUGGAGCCUCAUACAGAGUAUGAAUUUCAAGUGAGCUGUAAAAUUCAUCCUGAGAGGGGACUGUGGAGCAACUGGAGUGCAAUCCAAUCCCAGACUCCAGAAGCAGUGCCUACUGGGCUCUUAGACGUCUGGUACAAAAAGCAGGAUAUAGACUCUCAAAUGCAGAACAUUUCUCUUUUUUGGAAGGCUUUGCAGAAGUCGGAGGCGAGAGGAAAGAUCCUGCAUUACACAGUGACCUUAGAAGCACUAAGCCACGGGGAGCCCAAAGCAAUAGAAACAAAUGUGACCACACAAACCAGCUACACCAGAGUCACUCCAAAGAUGGACUACAAGAUAACAGUCACUGCUGAUAACUCGAGGGGAAGCUCACCUCCUGCAUCCAUCCUGACCAACCUGAGCAUCCAAGAUUUACCCUCUCCUCGGAACGUCUCUGCUGUGGCAGUGGGAAAUAACAGCAUCUUGGUCAGCUGGAAACCUCCCAUUAAAUCCACUGCAUCCAUCACCGGGUACGUUGUGGAAUGGAUAAACACCCAUAGGAAGAGCAGCCUGGAGCCCCAUCCAAGCUGGAUAAGACUUGUUGCAUCCAAUCUGUCUAUAGUGAUACCAGAGCACAUAGAAGACAACGUGUGCUAUCACAUUAGUGUGUUUGCACUGUAUCAGGACAGAGCUGGGCAAGUGAAAUCAGUGAGGGGAUACUCGAGAGGAAAAGCACCAUCAGCUGGGCCACAAGUGUACACAAAGCCACAGGCAAACGGCAUCUUGGUUUGGUGGGAAGAAAUCCCUUCCCACCAGCAGAUGGGCUGCAUCACACAGUACAAUAUAUACCUGCAAAAAAAGCACAGUAAUGUGGAUCCUUACGUCUACGCCAUUCGUAAUACGACAUCCCAGCAUUCGUUUUACAUCACAGAUCUACAGCGUGGGGAGUAUUACGACCUGUGGAUGACAGCACUGACAGAUGCUGGAGAAAGCCCCUGGGGAAACAGAGAGCUGGUCUGCUUGGAAAGUGCUGUGGACUGGAUUAUUGUGCUCACCUGCAGCUUCUUCAUACUCUCAGCCUGUAUUUGCUCCCUGCAUCCUGCAAGAAAACUAUUGCUCUUGCUCUUUUCUGCCACUGUACCUCAGUGGUACAACAAAGCCAUUCCAGAUCCAGCUAAUGCUACGUGGGCUAGGAACGACAAGUCUAUGAAGCAGGGUGAGCUGAGCGUGCCCUCCAGUCUGCUCCUGCACAACACCAGCGGUUUUGAAGAGCCUGAAACAACAGAAGUAGAGGAAAGCUUCGUGCAGACGGACUGCCAGGUUUUUCAGGACAGGCUCAUCUUCAGCAGCAGCAAUCAUGACUGGCCACUGGAAAGCAGCUUUGAGAAGCAGGACUCGGAGUACAGGCCUCUGCCCAGCACCACAGAUGGAGACAGUUACGAGCAUCAGCUUCCCGACUUGUACAAGAAGCUGGUGCUGGAAGUGACAGAGCAAACACAAACCGUUUCUGAGUACAUUGCUAAUCCAGCUACUGACAGAGCCACAGCUUACCUGCCCUCAGCCAUCUCCCCACUUGUCACAGACACUACUGAAGAAGACCCUGAACUUGAGUACAAUCCCAUCUCUGUCUUCUCAACAACUUUUUUGCCACCAGAAUUUUCCUAUGGAGGGAAACUUAAUUUGGACACGGUGAGACUGAACUAGCUCCUUCACAAGGUAGGCUCAGUGCCUCCACAGCAGGGCACCCACAAAGAGGCCGUGCACUACAUCACAGUGCUGCCCUCGAAAGCAGCUUGA
Molecule: messenger RNA, 3523 nt
Organism: Phasianus colchicus (ring-necked pheasant)
Lineage: Eukaryota; Metazoa; Chordata; Aves; Galliformes; Phasianidae
Gene: IL12RB2
Product: interleukin 12 receptor subunit beta 2
Cellular component (GO): membrane
Molecular function (GO): protein binding; cytokine receptor activity
Source: RefSeq, a predicted model, not a curated record